This is a messenger RNA of Rodentolepis nana, 510 nucleotides long. The record is from the annotation of a GenBank genome assembly. NCBI's taxonomy places the organism in Eukaryota, Metazoa, Platyhelminthes, Cestoda, Cyclophyllidea, Hymenolepididae.
AUCUUUGGACUUGGGGCUGUUAUAAUGUGUAUAGUUUGGCUGGGGUACUACCAUGGUGGGUAUGAUUGGAACAAUCCGACGUUGGUUUUCAACUACCAUCCGGUUUUCUUGGUUCUUGGGAUGAUUUUCUGCUUCGGUAACGCUAUGCUGAUUUAUCGUGUCUUCUAUAUGUGUCCGAAGCUACCCCUCAAGGCAAUCCAUGGAGUUCUGAUGAUUUUGAGCCUUCUCUUCUCAGUUGUUGGCUUGAAAGCAGCUUUUGACUCCCACAGUAUUCGCGGAAUUCCUGAUAUGUACAGCAUUCAUAGCUGGGUCGGUUUGGUUACUGUUAUACUCUUCGCCAUUCAGUGGGUGAUCGGUUUAAUUACCUUCCUCGUACCGUCCAUUCCAAUGAGGGUUCGGGCGAAAGUUCUUCCACUUCACGUCUAUAUGGGUCUUUUCCUCUUCGCUUGUGCUCUCGUUGCCGUGGUAUCUGGAGUCACUGAGAGCAACUUGUUCUCUAGUCUACCGUAA